CGCUUAAAGAGAACCGAAACAAUGCCCGAAAGGAGGUUUAACAACUGACUUCAAUCUGGCAACCCCAGGACUCGGGCUGGACUACAGACAAAAGUUGAGGGAGUUUUGGGAAACAGAUGAGAGGAGACUGAAGCCACAUCGGACACAAAGGGACUUGUUGGACAUACACCACAAUGCUGGCACCCUGGUAUCUCCAGUUCCACCUGCCAGUGUUUGCAUGCAUAUGGAACCUGUGUCAAGCACAAUACGAGUAUCUGGGUUACCCUCAUGGUUACCCCGAGCCCGAGCAGGAUCAAUACACCCGUCCACAGAUUCCCACUGACGUGCCCAGGAUCCAGUUACGCUUAGCCGGAGAGAAACGAAAGCACAAUGAGGGACGUGUCGAGGUUUAUUACGAGGGCCAGUGGGGGACCGUUUGUGAUGAUGACUUCAACCACCACGCCGCUCAAGUGGUCUGCAGAGAGCUCGGGUACUCCAAGGCCAUCUCCUGGUCGCCUUCGGCCAAAUACGGGAAAGGAGAAGGCCGCAUCUGGUUUGAUAACGUCCACUGCACAGGGAAGGAGAGCACCCUGGCGCAGUGCGAGUCUAACGGCAUCGGUGUGUCCGACUGCAAACACUCGGAAGACGUCGGAGUCGUCUGCAGUGACAAGAGGAUCCCGGGAUUCAGGUUCCUCAAUCCAGUCACCAACAACAUAGACCAUUUGACAAUCCAGGUGGAGGAUGUACGCAUCAAGCCGAUUCUGUCCUCCUACAGGAAGCGAAUCCCUGUAACGGAGGGCUACGUGGAGGUCAAAGACGGUGGAAAAUGGAAGCAGAUCUGCGAUGAGGAGUGGAGUCCUAUGAACAGCAGGGUGAUCUGCGGCAUGUUCGGCUUCCCUGCCGAGAAGAAAUACAGCACACGCAUCUACAAGAUGUUUGCGCGCAGGAAGCUGCCGUCGUACUGGGAUUACUCAGUGAACUGCACAGGAAACGAAGCCCACCUCUCAAGCUGCAACCUGGGACGAUCACUGUUGGCCAACGACACAUGUAGCCACGGCAUCCCCGUGGUGGUGAGCUGCGUGCCAGGCAGAGCCUUUGCUCCAACCCCCUUAUCUGGCUACAGGAAAGCCUUCAGACAUGAGCAGCCGUUGGUGCGUCUGAAAGGAGGCGCGGUGGUUGGUGAGGGUCGGGUGGAGGUGCUGAAAAAUGGUGAGUGGGGCACCAUUUGCGACGAUCGCUGGAACCUGGUGGCUGCCAGCGUGGUGUGUCGAGAGCUUGGCUUUGGAACCGCCAAGGAAGCAUUGUCUGGAGGUCAACUGGGUCAAGGAAUGGGCCCGGUCCAUAUGAAUGAGGUUCAGUGUUCCGGGUUUGAGAAAUCCGUCACCGAAUGUGUCUUUAACAUGGAUAAAGAAUCAGCGGGAUGCAGCCAUGAGGAGGAUGCCGGAGUCCGCUGCAACGUUCCUGCUAUGGGCUUCCAGCAGCGUGUGCGUCUGAGCGGAGGCCGUAACCCGUUCGAGGGCCGCGUCGAGGUGCUGAUGGAGCGAAACGGCUCUCUGGUGUGGGGCACGGUGUGUGGAGACGGCUGGAGCACCAUGGAGGCCAUGGUAGUGUGCAGGCAACUCGGCCUCGGCUUCGCCAGCCAUGCCUUCCAGGAGACAUGGCACUGGCCCGGGUCGGUGAGUGCUGACGGUGUAGUGAUGAGUGGCGUCCGCUGUGCCGGUACUGAAAUGGCUCUGUCUCACUGUCUGCAUCACGGAGAGCACAUUAGCUGCCCCAGAGGAGGAGCGCGUUACGCCGCAGGGGUCUCCUGCUCCGAGACUGCUCCGGACCUGGUGCUGAACCCACAGGUGGUGGAACAGACCACGUACAUAGAGGACCGUCCCAUGUUCAUGCUGCAGUGUGCGUAUGAGGAGAAUUGCCUGGCCUCCACGUCCAGCUCGACACCGGCCAACUCAUACCGACGCCUGCUACGCUUCUCCUCCCAGAUCCACAACAACGGCCAGUCCGACUUCAAACCCAAAGCCAGCAGGGAAACAUGGGUCUGGCAUGACUGUCACAGACAUUACCACAGCAUGGAGGUCUUCACUUAUUAUGAUCUGCUCAGCUUAAACGGUUCAAAAGUAGCAGAAGGACACAAAGCCAGCUUCUGUCUCGAGGACUCGGAGUGCGAUGAAGGAAUUGAAAAGAAAUACGAAUGCGAAAACUUUGGUGAGCAAGGCAUCACAUUGGGGUGCUGGGACACUUAUAGACAUGACAUUGACUGCCAGUGGGUGGACAUCACCGACGUCAAGCCUGGGGAUUAUAUGUUCCAGAUCGUAAUUAAUCCCAACUACGAGGUGUCCGAGUCUGAUUACUCCAACAACAUUGUGAAAUGCAGGACUCGUUACGACGGUCACCGCAUAUGGAUGUACAACUGCCAUAUAGGUGGAUCAGUGAGCGGUGAAACAGAGGAACUGUUUCCAGGCCUUUUGAACAACCAGGUCACCCACAGGUAAAAGGUGGACAGGCGUAAAUGAGACAACGGAGACGCUGAGAGCUCGGACCACUACGUUUCCUUCCUUGAAUGCAUCGCCACUCUGUUGGGAUGAGAGAAAAAAAUCACCCUAUAUGAUAAAAUCCAUUAAAAACUGCUGGGAAUGUAACGAUAAUUAUGAUAUCAUGAUAACGACUAACCUUAAUCACAAUAUUGUCACCAUAUUCUCUGUCUGACUUUGACCACUAUCCUUAUGCUCGGGACAGAUUUUUUUCUUGAUAUUGUGGUACAGUUUGAUCGACUGAUUAUCGGUACAUGCCCAGCAAAGCAAACUCACUACUGGCUCGGGACAUCCAGAACAGAAACAGUGGAUUAACAGAAACACAACACCAAUUCCAUAAUGAAUCUCAAGUUGUUUCAAGGUGACUUGAGGUAACGACAACCCAAACGUAAUGAAUUCCCAUCGGCCACUGGUGUUGGUGAUUCGGCUGAUUUUUAAGGGAAUUCUGACGCACUUUUUCUUUUAGCCUUAAUGGACUCGUGCAUAAACGUGAAAGGACUCCUGACGAUCAAAAGGGGCUGUAUGGGAAUUGUAUCUGCAAAACGUUUACUGCCUUAAUAUUCUUUCAUCAUUCAACAUCAUGCAAUAUUUGAUGAUCUUAUGUCGUACAGCUGCAGUUCUCUGGAGAAAUAAAACAGAAACCUUUACUAGCA
Messenger RNA from Ictalurus punctatus (channel catfish), 3166 nucleotides. RefSeq names its product lysyl oxidase-like 2b (gene loxl2b). Lineage: Eukaryota; Metazoa; Chordata; Actinopteri; Siluriformes; Ictaluridae. The record is from RefSeq and is a predicted model, not a curated record. Gene Ontology annotation, cellular component: membrane. The transcript is spliced from 14 exons. Gene Ontology annotation, molecular function: protein-lysine 6-oxidase activity; copper ion binding. Gene Ontology annotation, biological process: peptidyl-lysine oxidation; sprouting angiogenesis. Bases 174 to 2474 code for a protein of 766 amino acids.